Perognathus longimembris pacificus (Pacific pocket mouse) is the source of this 1365-nucleotide messenger RNA. It is a transcript of the gene Renbp, whose product is annotated as renin binding protein. Gene Ontology annotation, molecular function: N-acylglucosamine 2-epimerase activity; peptidase inhibitor activity. Gene Ontology annotation, biological process: N-acetylglucosamine metabolic process; carbohydrate metabolic process; N-acetylmannosamine metabolic process. Bases 76 to 1347 code for a protein of 423 amino acids. Lineage: Eukaryota; Metazoa; Chordata; Mammalia; Rodentia; Heteromyidae. The transcript is spliced from 11 exons. The record is from RefSeq and is a predicted model, not a curated record.
GGGGCGGGGCUUGGUCAGCUGAGUGACAGUCACGGGACCCGCCACCAACUCCGUCUGCCUUCCUGGAAGAAAGACAUGGAGAAGGCGCGGGAGAGCUUGCGGGUGUGGAAGGAGCGCGUGGAGCAGGAACUGGACCGCGUGGUGGCUUUCUGGCUGGAGCACUCCCACGACCAGGAGCUCGGGGGCUUCUUCACGUGCCUGGGCCACGAUGGCAAGGUGUUUGACGACCUCAAGUACGUGUGGCUUCAAGCCAGGCAGGUGUGGAUGUAUUGCCGCCUGUACCGCAAUUUCCAACGCUUCCACCACGCGGAGCUUCUGGAUGCAGCAAAAGCAGGUGGCGAGCUGCUGCUGCGCUGCGCGCGCGUGGCCCCUCCGGGCAGGAAGUGCGCCUUCGUGCUGACCCGCGAUGGGCGGCCCGCCAAGGUGCAGCGCACCAUCUUCAGCGAGUGCUUCUACACCAUGGCCAUGGAUGAGCUGUGGAGGGUGACAGGCGAAGGGCGGUACCAGACUGAGGCAGUGGAAAUGAUGGAUCAAAUCGUCCACUGGGUGCGGGAGGACCCCCGUGGACUGGGCCAGCCCCAGCUGUCAGGGGCCCCGGCCGCGGAGCCCAUGGCGGUGCCCAUGAUGCUGCUCAACCUGGUGCAGCAGCUCAGCGAGGACAACACAGCGCUGGCGAGCAAAUAUGCCGAGCUGGGCGACUGGUGUGCCCACCGGAUCCUGCAGCACGUGCAGAGGGACGGGCAGGCGGUGCUGGAGAACGUGUCAGUGCACGGCGGGGAACUCCCGGGCUGCCUGGGAAGACACCAGAACCCAGGCCACGCGUUAGAAGCUGGCUGGUUCCUGCUCCGGUAUGCCAGCAGGAAAGGUGAUCCCGAACUUCGAGCGCAUAUCAUUGACAAGUUCCUCUUGCUCCCUUUUCACUCUGGAUGGGACCCCGAGUUUGGAGGCCUCUUCUACUUCCAGGACGCCGAUGGUCUCUGCCCUACCCAGCUGGAGUGGGACAUGAAGCUCUGGUGGCCACACUGCGAGGCCAUGGUUGCCUUCCUUAUGGCUUACCACGACACUGGGGACCCUGCAUUGCUGCGCCUCUUUGACCAGGUGGCCGAGUACACCUUCCGCCAGUUCCGCGACUCGGAGCACGGGGAGUGGUUUGGCUAUCUCAAUCGCCAGGGGAAAGUGGCGCUCACCAUCAAGGGGGGUCCUUUCAAAGGCUGCUUCCACGUCCCGCGGUGUCUCGCCAUGUGCGAGGAGCUGCUGGGCUCCCUGUUGAGCCGAGUCGCCGUGGAUCGCGAGCCCACCUGCUCCCCGCCCGCACCCGCGGUCCCCACCCGCGGAGGCGCAAAAUAAAACAACCUGCUCCACCUG